AUGUCAGGAACAUCACGCUUACCCGUUAGUCUGCGGGAAGGCUUCGAAAAUGCCCGGAGGAGAACCCGGGCGGCGAGAAGCCCGUUGGCCAUGAUCAACUUGGAUCUGAUCCGUAACAUCGUUUUCUUCCUGUUCCUCUGGAAAUGGACGCGCCGCGUACUAUGGAAACUCAAGGGCCGCGGCCUGUUCGGCACGCUGAUCGAAGUGUACACUGAUGUGCGCCGCGUGUUGUACGGCUGGUUCCUCCGGAUGCCGGGUGUGCGGACCCAGGUUCGCAAACAGGUCGAGGAAGCUCUCACCAAGCUACAAGCUAAACUCGUCCCCACCAAUACGACACGCUACCUGACGCUGCCCAAGGAGGGCUGGGCCGAGGACGCCGUGCGCAAGGAACUCGAGACGCUCGCCACCAUGGACCACACGCGCUGGGAGGACGGCUACGUCUCGGGUGCCGUCUACCACGGCGAGGACGAGCUGCUGAAGCUGCAGACGGAGGCGUACGGGAAGUUCACCGUGGCGAACCCGAUCCAUCCCGAUGUGUUCCCCGGCGUGCGGAAGAUGGAGGCCGAGGUGGUGGCCAUGGUGUUGAGCCUGUUCAACGCGCCGCGGGGUGCUGCGGGCGUGAGCACGAGCGGCGGGACUGAGAGUAUCUUGAUGGCUUGCCUCAGCGCGAGGCAAAAGGCCUAUGUUGAGCGGGGCAUUACCGAGCCGGAAAUGAUCUUGCCCGACACGGCACACACAGCCUUCCGCAAGGCGGGCGAGUACUUCAAGAUCAAAGUCCACCUCGUCGCGUGCCCCGCCCCAAGCUACCAGGUCGACAUCCGGCGCGUGGCCCGUCUCGUCAAUAGGAACACCAUCCUCCUCGUCGGCUCGGCACCCAACUUCCCGCACGGCAUCAUCGACGACAUCUCGGCGCUCUCCAAGCUGGCCGUUAAGAAGCGCCUGCCCCUCCACGUCGACUGCUGCCUAGGCUCCUUCCUGGUGCCCUUCCUCGAGAAGGCCGGUUUCGAGACGACGCCCUUCGACUUCCGCCUCAAGGGCGUCACCUCCAUCAGCUGCGACACGCACAAGUACGGCUUCGCGCCCAAGGGCAACAGCACCGUGCUCUACCGCACCCAAGCCCUGCGCACCUACCAAUACUUCGUCGACCCGGCCUGGCCCGGCGGCGUCUACGCCUCCCCCGGCAUCGCCGGCUCCCGGCCGGGCGCCCUCAUCGCCGGCUGCUGGGCCAGCCUCAUGACGGUCGGCGAAACGGGCUACCUCAAGUCCUGCACGCAAAUCGUUGGCGCCACCAAGCGCCUGCUCAGCCACAUCCAAACCCACCCGACCCUCUCCACCGAGCUCGAGAUCCUCGGCAACCCCCUCGUCAGCGUCGUCGCCUUCCGCGCGCGCUCGCUCAACAUCUACGACGUCGCCGACGCCAUGUCGGCCCGCGGCUGGCACCUCAACGCCCUGCAAGACCCCCCCGCCAUCCACGUCGCCGUCACCCUGCCCAUCGUCAAAGUCUGGGAGCGCCUCGCCGCCGACCUCGAGGCCGUCGUCGAUGCCGAGCGCGAGAAGGAGCGCGCCCGCCAGGUCGAGGGCAAGAAGACGCGUGGUGGGGAGGCCGUUACCGGGGAUGCGGCCGCGCUGUAUGGUGUCGCCGGGUCGUUGCCGAAUAAGAGCGUGGUGGUGGAUUUGGCGAGCGGGUUUUUGGAUUUGUUGUAUAAGGCGUGA
This is a messenger RNA of Chaetomium globosum CBS 148.51, 1713 nucleotides long. RefSeq lists its product as uncharacterized. Gene Ontology annotation, molecular function: pyridoxal phosphate binding; sphinganine-1-phosphate aldolase activity. The record is from RefSeq and is a predicted model, not a curated record. The transcript has 3 exons. Gene Ontology annotation, cellular component: endoplasmic reticulum. Gene Ontology annotation, biological process: carboxylic acid metabolic process; sphingolipid catabolic process. The coding region runs from base 1 to 1713 and encodes 570 amino acids. Lineage: Eukaryota; Fungi; Ascomycota; Sordariomycetes; Sordariales; Chaetomiaceae.